This is a messenger RNA of Ostreobium quekettii, 873 nucleotides long. The record is from the annotation of a GenBank genome assembly. NCBI's taxonomy places the organism in Eukaryota, Viridiplantae, Chlorophyta, Ulvophyceae, Bryopsidales, Ostreobiaceae.
AUGGCCAAUCCUGACGGUGGUACUUCUGGGGGCAAGAAGGAGGCAUUGGUAGUGGGUGGUUUCCGAAUCGAAGGAAUUUCUUUAGCAGGACAGAACACCAGCGUGGCCCUGCCACAGCUGAAAUUGGCCUUUGACAUUGGUAGGUGCCCGCAGCGGUCGGUCUACCAACAAACGGUAUUCAUUUCCCACGGGCACUUGGACCACAUUGGGGGUCUCCCUUUCCACGCAUCGUCCAGGAAGCUGCUGGAUCUAACGACCUCCCAAUUUGUCGUGCCGGAACACCUGGCAGAGGACCUGGAGCUGAUGAUGAAGGCGUCUGGCAGCCUCAGCGACAACGUCUUCGUGUACGAUGUUCACACACUAAAGGCAGGGGAGGAGUACAAGUUGUCUAAUGGACACGUGGCGCGUUGCUUUCCCACAGUGCACACGGUGCCGGCUCAGGGAUACGUUGUGUAUUCGCGGAGACAGAAAUUGAAGCCUGAGUUCCAGGGUAGGGCGGCUUCCGAAAUACGAGAAGCAAGACAGGCAGGAGUGCAGAUAGCAGACACGGUGGAGAUCGCCGAGGUGGCCUUCACCGGCGACACCACUGCCGACUUCUUGUCCCUGAGCACCUCCGCCGACGCCCUUAAGGCCAAGCUCCUGAUCAUGGAGAUGACGUACGUUGACGACAGCGUGACAGUGGAGAAAGCAAUGGAUAAUGGCCACAUGCACAUCAACCAGUUUAUUGAGCAUGCUGACAAAUUUGAGAACGAUGCGAUUCUACUCAUCCACUUCUCCCCGCGCUACACAAGAGAUCAAAUACUGGCAGCGUUGGACCGCCUGCCGGCCUCGCUCAGGUCCAAGUGCAGCGCCCUGUUGGAGGGUUUUCCGUGA